AAUGCCCAGUGGUGUCUGGGCUCCAGGCGUCGGGAGCGGGCACAUCGGUGGACCGUCCAGCCUGAACAGCACUUCACAUCAAGACGCAUCGAUGCUGGACGGCGCGCGACGAUCCCUGCCGACGCUGGCACCCUCCAAACCCUGAACCUGGUUGGAUGGCUGAGCUCUCCGAGUCGAUCACCCAGCUGCCCGCGGGCGACGAUCUCGCGGCCCUCCUCCUGAAGCGCUGGACGAGCGGCGCCGCCGACGACGCCCCGGAGAACACCAGCGACGACGGCUCGUGGGUAGACGUCACCGCCGCCGACGAGAACAACGACUGGUGCUACCUGCGGGCGGACGAGAUCGACGGCGCCUCGGACGCAGACGAUGCCUCGCCGCAAUGCCGCUCGGACGGGCGCGUCGACGCCGCGACUCUCGAGGCAAAGCUUGCGGCCGCCACGGCGCAAAUUCAAGCCCUCGAGACGCAGAACGCGCAGCUCCGGCGAAGCGCGUCGGACAAGGUCGAUCGAGACGAGGUCUCACUCGAGGACCUCGAGCGCGACUUGCGGGCCGCGGCGGCGCGCUGCUUGAACGGCGACGCCGCGGCGGAAAAGGAAUGCGAGCACCUGUCGCGGGCGCUCGACGCCCACCCCGAGAAAAUUAAGCGGGACGCAGACCAACGGGCGGCCUGGGAAAGGGAGGAGCGCCCGCGCUGCGCCUCGGCGCUGCGGCGCAUGCGAAGGGUGCUGCCGCCGUGGCUCGCGACGCGAGGCGCGAGCGUCGACACGCUGGAACAGGCGGGCCUGCCGCGGGCCGUGGCGCGCCGCGUGUUUCGCGAACGCGCGCUCUGGCUGACGCGGAUGCCCGCCAGUCGCAUCCGGAAGAUGGCGCUCGCCGACCUGCGGAGGUUGGAUCUCGGCCGCCUCGACGUCGUGGAGCUGCGGGCGGUCUACGCGGCGUUACCAUCGGAAUUCGACGCCGACGGCGACGGCGCGAAGGCGAUGUGGAGAGAGGACGCGCGGCGACGCCUCUCCGCACUCGCGCUCCGCGAGGCGGAAGACAAGCUGCUGCGGCGCGAGGUGCGGCACCCGGUCUACGACGCUCUAGAUGCGGUCGGCGGGCCCUUCGAUCCGGACUCAGAGGCGCUCGCCGCGGUGGCGGCGCCCUCGACGACUAAUCUUGAGGCCGAGCUGGCCGCCGUGCGCCAAGCGCGACAACGGAUUGACGCCGCGCCACCGGCUCCGGGCGUCGCGCCGCGGCGGCCUCGCCCUUCGCGGCUCGACGCCGACGAUCCACGCUCGCGAAUGGUCGGUGCUGCGCUGAGCCGCGCGCCGCCGCCGCGACCUCGGCCCGCGAUGGCCGGGGACCUCCUCGCGGGGCUCCAGGCGGCGGCGCGGCGGCGAGCCUGAACACGGCGCCCUUGUUUGUAACCAUGAAACGAUUGUCCA
Molecule: messenger RNA, 1427 nt
Organism: Pelagomonas calceolata
Lineage: Eukaryota; Pelagophyceae; Pelagomonadales; Pelagomonadaceae
Source: the annotation of a GenBank genome assembly